Messenger RNA from Emericellopsis atlantica, 1939 nucleotides. RefSeq lists its product as uncharacterized. Lineage: Eukaryota; Fungi; Ascomycota; Sordariomycetes; Hypocreales; Bionectriaceae. The record is from RefSeq and is a predicted model, not a curated record. Bases 261 to 1898 code for a protein of 545 amino acids. The transcript has 2 exons.
CCUUAAUGAGAGGUCUGUAGAAGCCUGGCAUUGUCAGAUUACCCACCCACUUCAGCUGAUGAGCGCUGUCGUGAAAGUGACAUCGCAUUGAAAUGGGCGCCAUUCCCUCUUCUUUCUACGCACUACCCGUGAUCUUCGUCUGAAUCCAACACGCCUUCUCACUGCCCUUUCGGCGCCCUUUUUCUUUUCACUUUACAUCCCCACAGACUAUCCACCGGUGCCAUCGAGAAGAAUCAACGCGCGCUACCCCAUCCCUCACGAUGUCCACGGCCUCUGUAUCGGCGAAGGUAGAAGAAGAAGAGCAAGCAGGUGUGGCAAGCGGUGAGAACGUGACAUAUAUCCCCGACAGCGCGGCUCCCUCGCCCCAGCAGUACGCGCGAUCUGAGUCGAUGAGCUCCGAGCUCUCGGAUCCCCAGCCUCUCAGCCAAUGUAAUGCGGACCCAAAUCUGUUCACGAUGGGUGGCCAUCCUGAUGAAGAGUUUCGGGGAACUGAAUCUUCCGACAUUGACACAGCAUCGGAAGACGACACGGCGUCUGCAAAGGCUAAUUACUGCCCCGAGCAGAAGAGGGGAAAUGCAAACCAAGCAACUCAACGAAAGGCAACCGUGACGAAGCAGCCAGCCAAGACAAAACAACCGGCCAUGAAGCGUCGACCAUCAAAAGCUCAUACUCGCGAGCGUAUCGAGAGCUUGACUGGGUCUGGAUCUGAUGCGCCCGCCAGGCGGGCCAGGAUCACGCUGCGCAGUCCAUCCAAGAAACGACAUUCGCCCGAGAGCUUGGAAACGAGCCAUAGUCCUAGCAAGAGGCGUCGCUCAAACGUAUCAUCGAGCGACCACUCGGCAAUAAUAGCACCAGCCGUGUCGUCACCGCCUCAACCACCCUCAGGGGAUGAUCAGCUCUCAGCCUGUCUCCGAGACCUCUUAUCUGCACAGACGACGCUUCGCAGGGAGACGGGAGCCAAAGAUGAGAAGAUAAACACAUUGGAGGAAGAGGUGAAGAGAUUGGAAGAGAAAGUGUCUCGGGCCACCGAGCACUAUCGAAACGUCGCCGAGUCAAAGGACAAGCUUUUUGCCGAGUAUAGCGAUUUGCGGCAGCAAGUUCAGGAGGACGCCCAGCAGUAUGACAAGGUCACAGACGAUUGGAUUAUGGGCCGAUGGACAAGGCUCGCGUCUGGUAUUCAUGGCGUGACCGCCUGGAUGCGCGAAGACCUGAACCUUCAGGAGACACUCGCGGCGCACACUGUCCAUGCAGAAGCCAUGGGUCAUAUCGUCGACUAUUGCUCUUUGGAGAACAAGAAGAUCGCCAAGAAACGUGGGAUGAUUCGGCGCUUCGUUUGGGACCGUCUUGUGCAAGGAAUUUUCGGCCCCGACCAGGAGAUUUGGCGCGAUGGAAUGGCCCAAGAUUAUGCUUCCUUCAAUCAUUCUCUCUCCAUUGAGGCGUUGGAGAACGCUUCAAACCGCAAGCAAUACAGCAAAAUGAAGUCGUGGUUGGCGCACGAGAUGGAUCGUCUUUGCCCCCCCUCGCGCGAAGCUAUCGCAGAGUUUGCAGACGGCUUGGCGAGUGACCUCUCGAUGUUCUGUGAGCCCGACUAUGUACGAGGCCUACGCAAGAGCAUGCUCGACAUCACUCGCAUGGCCGUGGAGCUAUGGACUGUUUUGCGGAAAUCGAGAGCCAUCUUCUGCGUCUGCUCUGAUCAAUUUCAACCUCGCAAGAGGCGCCAGGCAGCGGACCCGAACACGAUGGAAAUCAUAUCCACUUUGAUGUUCAGGCCACCAGAGGAGCGCGGUCUGUGGUUUGUCCAAAGUCCGUACUUGGUAAAAUGCGGCGGUGCCGAUGGUCUGGAGGAUAACUUUGCGCAGGUCAUGGUUGUCUGUAAGGCUCGGGUCAUGAUUGCUUGAUAUUGCUGAAUAUUGCGAUGGGUUGGAAUAUCAUGCGGGUG